GGUAUAUAAGGGCUUGCGCUGCUUAUGGACUUACAACGGUUUUUUUAGAAUCUCUGUAUCAUACGAGUCAUUAGGGUGCCACGACGGUUGCUGCAAACUCUCGUAAAAUGUAUUUCAAGACGUUCUCCUUUUACUUGAUGUCCAUCGUUUUGGGGGGUUUUGCUGCUCCAUUACUUGAUGGGCUUUUAGGUUCAAACGGUUUGACUAGUGAUCCAUCUAAUUUAGCCCACCAAGUUACGGGGAACUCUCCAGUUGAUGUCUCGGCUGCCCUAAAUAAUGCUCAAGGACUGACCACCAGAGCUCUUCCCGGCCUUGACAUCUUGAAUGGUGUUACAUCUAAUGUACCCCAAGGAGUUACGGGUAACGUUCCAGUUGACGUCUCAGAUGCCUUAAAUAUCGUUCAGGGACUGGCCACUAGAGCUCUUGGCCUUGACAUCUUGAAAAGUGACCCGACGAAUGUAGCCCAAGAGGUUGUUGGCAACUCUCCAGUUGACGUCUCUGGUGCCCUAAAUAUUGCUCAGGGACUGGCAACAAGAGCUCUUCCCGGCCUUGACAUUUUGAAUGGUGCUUCAUCUAAUCUACCCCAGGAGGUUGUGGGUAACUCUCCAGUUGACGUCUCUGGUGCUCUAAAUAUUGCUCAGGGACUGGCAACAAGAGCUCUUCCCGGCCUUGACAUUUUGAAUGGUGCUUCAUCUAAUCUACCCCAGGAAGUAAUGAAUAAUGCUCCAGCAGACCCAUCAAACGUUCUAAACAUGGUACAGGGACUGGCCACAAGAGCUCUUCCUGGCCUUAACAUAUUGAAUGGUGACUUAACCAAUUUACCGCAGGAAGCUUUGGCCAACGUUCCCACUGAUAUUCUCCCUAAUGGAACCGUCGAUGUCCAAGGACUGCUCACCAGGGGUCUGAACAACGGAAACCAAGCUAGGAAACCAAACAAACAAGGAGGUCAACCUCAGUCCUUUGGACCCCUAGGGGGAAACCUACAGAGCUUCAAUGGGCUGUUGAGAAACGGUCAGGGCUCUGGCACGAGAGUAUAAGCCAUAGUAAUACAAGUGCACUACAAUAACUUCAUCGUGAUAACUUAAAGUCUAAAUGUUAUUGAGAUGCAAAUGAAAAAAAAGUUUGGGGCAGAAGUUCACUUAUUUUGUCAUUUUUAGUGGGACUUGAGGUAAGAUUCAACGCUAUGAUCUACUUUUAUUAGAAAUUUGGCAAAAAUAAAUAAAUGAAUAAAAUUAUACUUUGAGGAAAAGAA
Messenger RNA from Bemisia tabaci, 1252 nucleotides. RefSeq lists its product as uncharacterized. Lineage: Eukaryota; Metazoa; Arthropoda; Insecta; Hemiptera; Aleyrodidae. The record is from RefSeq and is a predicted model, not a curated record.